Fusarium subglutinans is the source of this 363-nucleotide messenger RNA. RefSeq lists its product as uncharacterized. The record is from RefSeq and is a predicted model, not a curated record. Lineage: Eukaryota; Fungi; Ascomycota; Sordariomycetes; Hypocreales; Nectriaceae. The transcript has a single exon. The coding region runs from base 1 to 363 and encodes 120 amino acids.
AUGUUGUUUCACAGCGUGUUUCUCGCUGCGGCCGCGGUUGCUACAGCCUUUGCUGGGCCAUGCAAGCCUGUGAGUUCCAGGGCAUCUGUCUCCUCAUCUGCCGACGCCAGCAUUCCCUCUUCGACUGUGUCAAUUGACGUCUCAACUACUACCCGUACUGCCACUUCUGAAUCUUCUGGUGUAGGAGAAGUCACUUCAUCUGUGACGGAGGGUAUCACGACUGGUACUACUGACGCGAAUCCGACGACCGAGCUUACUACCGACGGCACCACCGAUACUGUUGUAACUGGUACUACUACUACGGACUCCCCCACGACUAUUCCAACGACCCAAGGUACAACUACCGAGUCUACUAUAGGAUAA